CCUUUACGAGCACUGUAAAAAAAAAACAUGGAACCAGGACAGGUCCUCAAAACGUUUCUUCAACACCAGCUCGCUUCAGAUGCCAACUCUGUGCGAUUCUUGCCUUCUGUCCUGCCCGCCCUCUCUCCUGCAUGCUUCAGUCCAUCGCCCCACCUGCAAAAGUGGUCUGCGCGACUGAGCUCUCUCAUCCACUCCAAGGAUUCAGGCGCACGAUGGGCAGGAUUCUGUCUGGCGCUGAAAACUGCUAAAUGCUCAAAGGCCUUGAUGAUUGAGGGUGCGCAGGGCUGGAUAGGUGCAGCGUUACCUCUACUUUCAAAAAAUGAGCCGGUCCCGAAUAUCAAGGCUGCAAUCCGCCUUUUGGCACAUAUAUUCUCGGCAGCGACAGAUAUUCUCGAGUUUCAAAGACAAUUGGCCACUCCAAAUGUCCCAAAAUACAGCCUUGUGCUGCUUGCACUUGCAGAUAAGCAUAGCGACCACGAAUUACAGUUGCUUGCCAUCAAUUCCCUCACACAGAUCAUCCCCCUCUUUCCAACGCUCCACCGCGGACUACACGCGUCUCUGUCUUCCUUCGUCCUGCGUCAGCUGAAUGGUUCGGCGCCCAAGCCGACAGACGCAUCAAUAUUAGAAGCUUCUUCACGCCUGUAUGCCGUUCUACCUGUCACUGGCGGCAAAGUAGGGGCAGCCACUUUGUGGCGAAAAUCGGUUGAUGAGACUGUACUCUUCCUGUGGAAUGCUUUCGUCACUAUCAGAACAACCUUUCCUCAUGAUGCUCGGCUCCGCCAACGGCACCCAGUUCCUGACGCGGAUCCUCUGCUCGGUAUCCCACUAAACCUUGACCGAUUGCGAUGCGGUAUCAUCGCCCUUUGUGACCUUCUCAGGUUUACCAGUACACGGCCCGUUCAGAUGCCUCUAGGUGCCAUUGUUCAAUUAUGCUUUGCAUUUCUCAGCUGCACAAACGAAGAAAAGAGGGAUGGACACAUAGAUUUGACUACGCGUGCCCUGGAGGAGUCCGCUACAGCAGACGUCUUGAGUUUCGGAUGUAUGCUUCUCAGGGACCUCGUUGCGUGCGCACGUCAGCGUCUGACCCCACACGUCCCCCGAUUCAUAUCAGUGAUAUCGUUCCAUCUUGAACACAUAACCUCGCCUCAACAACGCCUUCCAUUUCUUUCCCUCCUUACAACUCUCUUAGAAUUCGCACAACCUCUCCACAAUGUGAUCCUCCCCACGCGGACUGUAAAAGCUCUUCUUUCCAUACUCUCUGUCCUGCUUCCGUCACAGUCGGACGUCACUAUCCGCCUCGUCCUGCACAAUCCGUAUCUCGCUCCGGCAACAUACUCAACCGCCUCGCGCUUCUUGCUGUCGAUCAACCUCUCCCUGCCAUUGAUAGCACCCCAUCAGAUAUCACAAGAUCUGACACUACACCUGCGAAUCCUAAGCAAAGUCCAGGCAAUGUGUCUAGAGAUAGGUGCGGGCACAUCUAGCGUUCUGAGUAAAAGUCUAGGCCUAGUUCUCAACAGCGGCGGCGAUGGACAUGUCACCAGUCAAAAGCUCGAUUUGUUCCUGCAUCCGCGGGCCCCGCCUCUCGUCAGAUCCCUCCCACACGUGGAGUCGCUGUCUCUCUUCAGAACGGAAGAAAGUAACGAGGAGACUGACGUACGGACAGGGCUAGGCAUCGGGGUUACUGAACAGACGAUCACACAGUCGGCCAUUGCCCAGGAUGCUCAUGUUAUUUCGGCCCCGCAUGUCGCCGCUCAGGGACGCGAUAACGAGACACGAGGGUGGCAGACGUCCGGUCAAAGUCGGUCUAUGGAUUUCACGUCGACGACACAACCAGCAUAUUCCAUGUUGCAAAAUGAAACGCCUUCGACGACACCAGCUGCCAAAGCUGUUCCAUCAAGCACUUUGCCUACACUGCCGACAUCCAGCUCCGAAUCCGAUUUCUCUUCACAGGUACCCGAUGCUAUAUCUCGUUCAACAUUGACAGAAACUAGAUCCAAUCAAAAGCCGGAAGCCACAACGGCGCAGCCUGUUACUUUACCUGUGACUGUGCUGGAGGAUGACGAAGACGAGGAGAUGCCUAGUAUUGACAUGGAAUCAGACUCUGAUUGAGGAUCCUGC
Molecule: messenger RNA, 2118 nt
Organism: Heterobasidion irregulare TC 32-1
Lineage: Eukaryota; Fungi; Basidiomycota; Agaricomycetes; Russulales; Bondarzewiaceae
Exons: 10
Coding region: 28-2109 (693 amino acids)
Biological process (GO): rRNA processing
Cellular component (GO): nucleus
Source: RefSeq, a predicted model, not a curated record